Molecule: messenger RNA, 708 nt
Organism: Cladocopium goreaui
Lineage: Eukaryota; Dinophyceae; Suessiales; Symbiodiniaceae
Source: the annotation of a GenBank genome assembly
AUGCUGGCCUUCCGUCCUGGUGUUGUUCCGAGGGCGCUACCGCCGAGCCACGGCUGCAUUGAACGCAGAGAUGCUGCCUCUGAGCCACGCGACCAUGGGACAUCUUGGGCUGUCGGAUCUGUCGGAUCUGUCGGCUUCAUCAUGGUCUCGCGACUCACACGCUUCACACGACUCACACGGCGGGCCGUGCUGGAAGCUCCGACAGUGGCCAUUCCGGGUGCCAAGGUGCAAGAUGAAACGAGGCAGAAGAGGGCUGAUCAGUACCGACUGCUUCUCUUCACAGAGUUGUUGAUGUCUUUCACUGACACGGAUGGAGACAAUAUCCGGCUGCAGAAGGAGGGCAUGUUUGUGAACGAAUAUGUAAAUGAUCGCCUAGAAAUCCGACGCAUGGAGUAUUUCGAUAUUGAUGAGAAGGCGCGAUCCUAUCACGACCCUACAGGGCGAGGCUGGUUUCGAGCCUCGGAGAAUGUCUCAGAACUGGUGCGCAAGAGAGAUCUGAUGUUCAUCGAGCGGGACUUCGUGGCAAGAUGUUUGAUGACGGUUUGUGCAUUGAAAGAGAGCAACGCAUAUCAGGUAAUGAUGAAGGCCCACACUGAGGGAGUUGCAGUGGUUGGCACGUAUGAUUUCGAGACUGCUGAGACGUACUGUGCAGGACUGAAUGCUAAGGGUUUAAGCGCUGACAUCAUUCCGGUCGACAAUGGUGAAUAG